Parasteatoda tepidariorum (common house spider) is the source of this 1106-nucleotide messenger RNA. RefSeq lists its product as uncharacterized. The record is from RefSeq and is a predicted model, not a curated record. Lineage: Eukaryota; Metazoa; Arthropoda; Arachnida; Araneae; Theridiidae.
ACGUAACCCAUUCAGUUGUCCUUGCCCACUACCAACAUUCAAACCUGUUUUCACUCUUUCCUCUAUUCAACCGAAUAUUAGCCCCGUGAUCUUCAUAACACUUUUCCUUUCAUACAUAAAAACAAGACGCCAUGGAAAGCAGCAAAGGCAAUGAUGCCCUCCUAACAGCUACAAAAGUAACAGAAUUCAACAUAAACCAUGGGGGCUACAUCCCCGUAACAUUCGGAAUACUUCUUCUGGCAGGGUGUGCUGCGGCCUAUGCCAUUGCUGUGACCAGGGGCAAUGUGGAAGCCAUUUUACCUCUCAUAAGUGAUGCAGCGGGAUCGCCUCCUCAAAAUGGAAUCUUCGGGACUUUGAUCUGCAUAGGAGGAAUGUUUGGCGUCCUGUUCAUGAUUCAACGCUAUAUGAUAGUAUCUGAAAAGAAUCGUGAUAUGAGCAAGUUGGUGGGCGCGGUCAAUAAAUUGUGUCUCUGCGCUGGAAUUGUGUCGAUGCUUGGAAUAACACUUGUUACAGGAUACCCUCUCAACUUUUACAGGAACAGGGAUAUUUGGCUAAGGGACGUAGGAAUCCCUCAUAUGAUUGGUGGAGUGAUCCUGUUUUCUUUGGGAUUGGUCUACUUGGGACUGCAAUGUGCAAUCACUCUGCUUCUCAAAACAAAGAAUGAAUGCACUCUAACUAUUCGAGUCCUGCUCUUUUUGGCAUGUGCUGUUGCCUUCGUGUACCACAUGAUGACCGUUCCUGAUAAUUUUUCUGGAAUAUCACACAUGUAUUAUAUGAAUAGCACGGAUGUAGACACGAACACCACAAACCUUUUGCCUUAUCCAUCGACUUUAGGAGUGGAUCUCAAAUUACCAAUUGAUAUGGAUGGAUCUUACUUCACAAGUGCCGUAGCUGAAUGGGCGUUCGUUAUCUGCUUCUGUUUCUUCUUUUUCACCUUCUACAGUGAGACUCAGGAAUAUUCCUUACAAAUUAUCAUCGAAACUCACACAACUCAUGGAACUGAAGUUUCCGAUGAACCAAAAAUAGAUUUUAGAAAGGCAUCCGUACAUCAACAAGUAAGCUAUCAUUUCGAGAAAUCUUUUGCAAGAUAGUACCUAUUGUUUAGG